Messenger RNA from Cannabis sativa, 2965 nucleotides. RefSeq names its product cycloartenol-C-24-methyltransferase. Bases 296 to 1324 code for a protein of 342 amino acids. Gene Ontology annotation, cellular component: endoplasmic reticulum. The record is from RefSeq and is a predicted model, not a curated record. Lineage: Eukaryota; Viridiplantae; Streptophyta; Magnoliopsida; Rosales; Cannabaceae. The transcript has 14 exons. Gene Ontology annotation, molecular function: sterol 24-C-methyltransferase activity. Gene Ontology annotation, biological process: sterol biosynthetic process.
AAAAAAUUAAUGCCUACAAAAUUAUUACAUAUUAAAGUACACAAUAAAAUGCAAAGAAAAACAAAAAGCACUUCAGUCCACUGUACUCUUUCCUCUGUUUCUCUCUCCAGCUUCGCUUUCUCCGAUUGAAAAGGAGAAAACUUUCUGUUAAGUCUCUCUCUCUCUCUAUAAAUAACAACCCUUUCUUUCUCCAUCAAAGUUCCCUUCUUUUCCUCUCUAUUCAAAUCUUUUCUUAGGGUUCUUCCAGAUCCCUCAUUUCCAAUAUCUCCCUGAGCUUGUCUUCGGAGUUUUCGAGAUGUCGAAAACUGGAGCGAUGGAUCUCGCAUCGGGUCUUGGAGGAAAGAUUGAGAAAAGCGAUGUUCUUUCGGCUGUUGACAAGUAUGAAAAGUAUCAUGUCUGUCAUGGAGGUGAAGAGGAAGACAGAAAAUCUAACUAUAGUGACAUGGUCAAUAAAUACUAUGAUCUAGUUACCAGCUUUUAUGAAUUUGGCUGGGGAGAAUCCUUCCAUUUUGCACACAGAUGGAAAGGUGAGUCCCUUAAAGAGAGCAUCAAGAGGCAUGAACACUUUCUCGCUUUGCAACUAGGAGUGAAACCAGGACAGAAGGUGCUUGAUGUGGGUUGCGGAAUUGGAGGCCCGCUAAGAGAGUUUGCUCGAUUCAGCUCUACAUCAGUUACAGGGUUGAACAACAAUGAAUAUCAGAUAUCAAGAGGAAAGGAAUUGAACCGGAUUGCUGGAGUGGACAAGACCUGCGACUUUGUCAAGGCUGAUUUUAUGAAAAUGCCAUUUCCUGAUAAUUCAUAUGAUGCUGUUUAUGCAAUUGAAGCUACCUGUCAUGCCCCAGAUGCUUACGGAUGCUACAAAGAGAUUUACAGGGUGUUGAAGCCAGGCCAGUAUUUUGCUGCAUAUGAAUGGUGCAUGACUGAUGCAUUUGAUCCCAAUAACCAAAAUCAUCAAAAGAUCAAGGCCGAAAUUGAGAUCGGUGAUGGCCUCCCAGAUAUCAGAUUGACAACUAAAUGCCUUGAAGCUCUAAAGCAAGCCGGGUUUGAGGUUGUGUGGGAGAAAGAUCUUGCGGUAGACUCACCAGUCCCCUGGUACUUGCCUUUGGACAAAAGCCAUUUCUCUCUCAGUAGUUUCCGUCUAACAGCUGUUGGCCGUUUUAUGACCAAGAACAUGGUAAAGGCACUAGAAUUUGUUGGCUUGGCUCCAAAGGGAAGUCAAAGAGUUCAAGAUUUUCUAGAGAAAGCUGCAGAAGGGCUUGUUGAAGGUGGAAAGAAGGAGAUCUUCACACCAAUGUAUUUCUUCUUGGCUCGUAAGCCAGAGUAAGAUUAAGUCAGUGAACUUUCCUUGUGGGACUCAAGUGUGUUAGAAUUCGGUUUCGAAAACUAGUAGAUGACUCAGUGAUUGUGUGUAUUAUUUCUAAUUUUAUCUUCAUUUUGGUAGUCUCUAUGGAGUUCAUUUGCAAGUGUAGUUAAUUUAUUUGACCAACAAUAUUAGCUUUCUUUACUUUUGUUGGAAAAAAAAAUGAAAAACUGUUGUGAAAUAAUGAAUAAUAAUUUAUGACCAAUAUGUUCCUCUAAAUCAAUUAAUGCAAAUUUUGCUUUGUUCAAAGAACUUGGUACUUUUGCUGACUCUGUCAAUGUAACAAGUCUCCAACAAAUCCCACUUUAAGACAUUUGGCACCUGCAAGACACUUUUGUUGAAAUCUUCUCACAGCUCAAGUUAUUUUGCCAAUUGGCAAAGUGAUUCUUAUAAUAAAUUAAUUUCAGUAGGUGGUGCUUGAAUUUAAUUUAUUAGUAAUUAUUUUCCAUCACAAAUUUUGAUGAUUACAACAUUCAUAAAUGGAUCUAUUAGUAAAAAAAGUUAAAAGAGAAAUUUUAUGUUCACUCCUUGAGUUUUCGAUAUUCAGCUAUUUAGACACACUAUAAAUGAUGCUAAGCAUGAUCUAAGAAUUCAUAUACUAUUUUAUUAACUAUGAGUAAAUAUUAAUUGGGUUUACAUGAAAUUUAUAUCCCCAACCCUAACUAAUUGGUUUUGAGUUGGAAAGCCUAAAAAAGUACCAUAAUCCUCUUGCUAAUUUAAGAUUAACCCUAAUAUUUUAGGGUCAAGUAUAAACCUAAUCCUCUUUUGCUCAAAAGCAUGAACUUAGAUCCAAACAAAGAAUAAAUAUGUAUAAACAAAGACUUCGAAUUAAGAAAUAACAGUUCUUUAUUAUCAAAUGAAUGGUCUGAGAGCACAAUUAGAUUGCAAAAGGGGAUUAUAAAAUAAAUAAAAAAUCAAUCUUUAUCAUAAUCUUCAAUCUUCAUCAUCAUGAUAAUAAACUCAUUACUCAAAAAUGUUUCCAAUAGAACAAUUAGAAAUAAGUCACAUAAAAAUAAACUCUAAACCAAAAAAGAAUAAUUUUCUUUUUAUAUAUAUUUUUUUUAAUUUUUAAUUUUCUUCGAGAAAAAUAGAUCAAACAGAGAAAAGAAUAAACUCCGUAGGCGAAACUCCCCCAACAGUCUUAGGUCCACAAUGGCGAACCUGCACAGAAGAAGAAGAAGCACCACCGUCGCCGCUCACUUCGCCGCCGAAUCCAGUCAAACCGGCGCCGGAGAAGAAAAGAUGACCAUUGUUAUUGUUGUGCUGGUCUUCGACGUUAAUCGGUGGAUGAUAAUACAUACGACUUGUCUGAGGACAAUGAGAAUAAGAUCUCGCCACGAUUCUAACUCCCUGAUCCAAAAUCUCGACGAAUUUCCCCAUUUUUCUUUCUCUUUCGAUUACUUUACCUCUCUCUCUGUAAAAAAGAAAAUGGAAUUUUCUCGGAUGAGAGAGAGAGAGAUUGAAGAGGAGAAAGAGAAAGAAAAUGUUUGGGAAAAUAAUUUUCAAAGAAUGAAAGAAUUUUUGGAGAAAAGAAAAUGAAUUGAAUUUAGGUUUUCCCAAACGUCGGCGCCCAUGAAAAAGGGAAUGAGAUUUUUGUGUGGUGAU